GUUGAACUGGCGAAGAGCGUUCGGGAAACUGAAAAGAAAAUCUGUUGUCAAAACAGCACUUUUAGCCAUCUCAGUGAGUCACAAAUGCUAACCUAAGAGACAUCAUGUUUGAAGAAGCAGUUGCUCAUAUUUUCAGAGGAUUUACAGAUAUUGUAUCUGGUCUGCACAUGUCAGCAGUGCAUACACCAUCAUUUUUAGACAUUGCCAAGUACUUGCAUAUCUUCCUGGUUGGUCCUAUGACUGCAGUGAUUGCCUAUGAUCAAUUCUUUCCCAUCUUUGAAGGAGUAAAUCUUUAUUUAGUAAUAGCUAUUUGCACACCAAUUCUACUUGUCACUCCUGCAUUGUUAUUUGGUUUCUUUCGUUAUUUUGGUGGGCAUUGGUUACUUAAUUGGCAUAUGAAAAAGACUUCGAGAUAUUUAGAUUUUUGCAGAAUGCCAAGGGAGUAUAUAGCAUCACUGUUGCCUAAAGAUACUUGGAAAUGGCAAUAUAGACUGGUUGGAAGCUCUGCAGAUCAUGGAUUUGGAUUUUUCCCUUUGCUGAACUUAAAUUCUGGGAUACUCCCAUGGUCAAAUCCAAUAAUUGUGCAAGACGUGGAUGUGAAUGUGUUCUAUAAGCCAUUACAUAUCAGCAUGGACCAGUUAAUUCCCACAAUGCCAGGUUAUUGCCAAGUUGUCAUUGAUGGAUUUAUUGAAGAUGCAUUUUUGAAGGAUUGUAUUGUGAAAGGAGGAAAACAAUCUUUUCUUUCUGGAAGACUGGUUUCACAGAAAAUUGGAACAGAAUUUUUGGAUGGGAAUAUUGAAUUUAAUUAUCCAGCAAUAACAUUCAAAACAAUUUUGGAUGGCCCUCGGGGAAAGUUUAGGUUUGACUGUGAUGUUGUCUUUGCAGUCAAGAUCCAUGACUCUGCUGCAGUAUUUUACGAUUGGUGCUGGCGAGUGGAGGACACUUUCCCACUGCAGCUGCUUGACAGAAUCAGAACUGGGGGAUGCUAUGUGGUUCACAAGCAUUGUGCAGGGAAUCACUUAUGCCAUGACUUUGAUUGGCGAAUUACAUUUGCACAGGCUGAGUCUGAACUCUUUGAGUAUCAUUCUGACAAGGCAGCCUUGAAACUGUGUUAUGCAAUUAUCAAAUUUGCAGUAAAGCAAUUUAGCCAUGUAAAAAAGAGAAAUUACCCUGCUUUAAAAUCCUAUCAUUUGAAGACAGUUAUCUUGUGGAUUGCAGAGCAAAGUAAAAAACUUCCCUAUGAUAUGUUUACAAUUGACAAUAACAAAACAUUAGGAGGACUUUUACUCCAUAUCAUUUCAACAUACAGACAACAUAUUUUUCAAGGACAUUUAGAGCACUAUUUCAUGAAACAUAUCAAUAUAUUGGAGCCCUAUGGAGUUGAAGAGCGUACUGCAGCAAUGCAACUGUUAGAUGAGUUCAAAAUGAAGCCUCUGGCUAUAGUUUCCAAUUUUGACAAUUGCAACAUGAGCCGUUGGAAGUUUGAUCAGUUUUUUAUCAUCAGUCUCCUUGUUGUAGUGGCAUGCCUAUGGUUUAACUUUUACUACUCAAAUGUGGGAAUAAUAUUUGAGCCUGUAAGUGUUGUCAAACAAAUUUACCGGAUAUGUGGUGUCUUUGGCAUCAUAAUAAUUAUAAAAAUAAUUCUGGAUUGAUGUUUAU
Molecule: messenger RNA, 1659 nt
Organism: Pocillopora verrucosa
Lineage: Eukaryota; Metazoa; Cnidaria; Anthozoa; Scleractinia; Pocilloporidae
Source: RefSeq, a predicted model, not a curated record